UCCCCUUACCCCGGGAUCUAUAUUCCCACAUCCCUCCCUUCACCCAUUCUCUCUCUCUCUAGGAUUUUCUCUCACUAAAAAUGCCACAAAUAUUGCCGGAUUUCUCAAACUCAGUGAAGCUCAAGUAUGUGAAACUUGGGUACCAGUACCUAGCCAAACAUAUGCUAACCUUCUUGCUCAUACCCAUCAUGGCAGGCAUAACCAUGGAGGUCCUCCGAUUAGGCCCCGACGAAAUUAUCAAGAUUUGGCAAUCACUUCACUUCGACUUAGUCCAAGUCCUCUGCUCUUCCUUCCUCAUCAUCUUCAUAGCUACUGUCUACUUCAUGUCCAAGCCUCGCUCCAUAUACCUAGUCGACUACGCCUGUUACAAGCCUCCCGUCACCUUCCGAGUCCCCUACUCAACCUUCAUGGAACACUCCAGACUCAAUCUCAAGAACAACCCCAAGAGCGUUGAUUUCCAAAUGCGCAUUCUCGAGAGGUCAGGACUCGGAGAAGAGACUUGUUUGCCUCCUGCAAUUCACUACAUCCCUCCAACUCCAACCAUGGAAGCUUCUAGAUACGAAGCCGAGCUCGUCAUCUUCUCCGCCAUCGAUUCGUUGAUGGAGAAGACCGGGAUUAAGGCCAAAGACAUCGACAUACUCAUUGUGAAUUGUAGUCUCUUCUCCCCAACGCCGUCGUUGUCGGCUAUGGUGGUGAACAAGUACAAGCUGAGAAGCAAUAUAAAGAGCUUUAAUCUCUCCGGUAUGGGUUGUAGUGCUGGUGUGAUAUCAAUAGACUUGGCUAGAGACCUUCUUCAAGUUCAUCCCAAUUCAAAUGCACUUGUUGUUAGUACUGAGAUCAUCACACCCAACUACUAUCAAGGCAAAGAGAGAGCUAUGCUUCUUCCCAAUUGCUUGUUUCGUAUGGGUGGUGCUGCCAUUCUUCUCUCCAACAAGAGACGUGACCGGAGUCGAGCCAAGUACAGGUUAGUACACAUCGUCCGGACCCACAAGGGCGCAGACGACAAGGCCUACCGCUGUGUUUUCGAAGAGGAAGACCGUGAAGGUAAAGUAGGCAUUUCACUGUCUAAAGAUUUGAUGGUUAUAGCCGGUGAGGCGUUGAAAUCGAAUAUAACAACAAUAGGGCCAUUAGUCCUUCCUGCUUCGGAGCAACUCCUCUUCCUCUUCACACUCAUCGGUCGGAAAAUCUUUAACCCUAAGUGGAAGCCAUACAUCCCAGACUUCAAACAAGCGUUUGAACACUUCUGCAUCCAUGCCGGUGGCCGGGCUGUGAUCGACGAGCUCCAGAAGAACCUCCAGCUGUCGGCGGAGCACGUGGAGGCGUCGAGGAUGACGUUGCACAGGUUUGGCAACACAUCAUCAUCUUCAUUGUGGUAUGAGAUGAGCUAUCUUGAAGCAAAAGGUAGGAUGAAGAAAGGUGAUCGGAUUUGGCAGAUAGCAUUUGGAAGUGGUUUCAAGUGUAACAGUGCAGUUUGGAAGUGUAAUCGGACCGUUAAGACCCCAACUGAUGGCCCUUGGAAUGAUUGCAUUCAGAAGUAUCCAGUACACAUCCCGGAGAUUGUGAAGCUCUAAUCCUAUGGGUGGGGUUACUCGAUAUUCAUUACUACUGUUGUUUAAUUUGCCACUUUUCGUGAUUUCAAAACUUGUUAAUUUCAUUUCUUUUUCUUUUUCUUUUUCUUUUUCUUUUUUUUUGUUUCUUUUCCUAGCUAGAAUUGUCUGCAAACCAAAAAAUACGUACAGGAAAAAAAAUAAGUGUCUGGAAAGAUUCUGGAUUGCAUUUAGUUUUAGAUGCCACGAGAUUUACUGCUGUAAUGUCAUAAAGUUGUAAUUUCUGAGAUACUCAUCAAGCAAUAUUGUGUAUUAUUUUAAUGUCUUAUAAA
Messenger RNA from Cornus florida, 1879 nucleotides. Its product is annotated as 3-ketoacyl-CoA synthase 6. Gene Ontology annotation, molecular function: acyltransferase activity, transferring groups other than amino-acyl groups. Gene Ontology annotation, biological process: fatty acid biosynthetic process. The record is from RefSeq and is a predicted model, not a curated record. Bases 81 to 1571 code for a protein of 496 amino acids. NCBI's taxonomy places the organism in Eukaryota, Viridiplantae, Streptophyta, Magnoliopsida, Cornales, Cornaceae. The transcript has a single exon. Gene Ontology annotation, cellular component: membrane.